AUGGAUUAUUCCGACUCUGAGGACGACACCUAUAACGAUGUCAACUUCUGGCGUGUUUCCCCGAUGGUGUUCCUUCCUAUGGAUGGAGACACCCAUAAUGAGAAUGGCAAAGUAGAUGGUAGCGGUAAUGAUGUCCAUACCGACGUUGAUGACAACAGCCUCAAUAAUUCAACUGGCGAUGUCGUUAUGGUGGAGUCGGGCAUACCCCGAGAGAAGGACAGAGGUUUGAUCAUCCCGAAGGAUGCCUACCACCUGGUCAUCACUCGCGACUUGUCUGGGAAGUCUGCAGAGGCAUCUAGUCAGCUAUUAGCUAACGUGCUCAAUAGACUAACGGAAAACUACCUCUACUUGAACGAUGAUGGACCGAAGAUGAGUAAAUUAGCAGAGAGAGCUGAUGAGCUACGUAAAGAGCUGAUGUCAGCUCAGAAGGAGGUGAAAGCGGAAGCCGAUAUAGCAGAGAUAGAAUUAGAAAAAGGAGACCAAGACAAGGAUCUAUUGGACGAUUACCCAGGUCUCGGUGCCGGAGUGGAUAAGGAAGUAUUGGAGUCUACUCUACUCAACGCUAUAUGA
Molecule: messenger RNA, 570 nt
Organism: Perkinsus marinus ATCC 50983
Lineage: Eukaryota; Perkinsozoa; Perkinsida; Perkinsidae
Exons: 3
Coding region: 1-570 (189 amino acids)
Source: RefSeq, a predicted model, not a curated record